Molecule: messenger RNA, 297 nt
Organism: Staurois parvus
Lineage: Eukaryota; Metazoa; Chordata; Amphibia; Anura; Ranidae
Source: the annotation of a GenBank genome assembly
UUACCGGGUCCCAGCCGGCAAUUCCCAAGCGCAACUCGGUGAUCAUUGAGUAAAGCUGACAGGAGACAGACCUGUGUGUAAACAACACAGCAGAGAAAUACAAAGCAGCAUGUCUCCAUAGUAAAACACACACAGCAUAUAAUGUAAAACACACAAUUAACCCUUUGAUCACCCCAGAUGUUAAUCCCUUCCUGCCCAGUGUCCUUAGUACAGUGUCAGUGCUUUUUAUUAGCACUGAUCACUGUAGUACUUUCACUGCGGAUGUCAAUGACAGUUAGUCAGUUUACACCCAGUGUC